UUCCAGAUGUUGAAGUAAAAGGAGAGUAUUCUAGCUAUUAUCUCUUGGUACAAGGUAAUGGCAGUAGAAGAUGUAAAGCCACAAUGCUUCACUCGGCCAACCAGAUAAAUGGCUCCUUUGCCCUUACUUUAAUUCAUGGAAAGAUGAAAACAAAGACAGAAGAAGCCAAAUUGAGCUUCCCUUUUGACUUAUUAUCACUUCCAUGUUUUUCUGAGGAACAAGUUGUACAGAGAGAGAAACAGUUAGCUAAUGUGCAAGUUUUGGCUUUGAAAGAAUGCCUGAAAAGGAGAAAGUUGGCAAAGCAGCCUGAAGCAAUUUCUGUUGAUGAACUUAAAAGUCUGUUAGUACUCACAAGGGAACGCUUUUUACAUCAUUUUGAUGCUCUUAUUCCUAAAACAGUUGUAAGACCAACUGACAAAAUUAAAACCUCCAAUAUGUUAAAUGCUGCCUGUCCAGUAAAAUCUGAUUCUUCAAAUCUAAUGGAAGCCAGUUCUCUGGAAUGGCCAGAAAGAUAUGUUCUUCACAACUUAGAAACUUUUGAAAAAGCUAAGCAAAAAAUGAGAACUGGUUCAUUACCUCGUUCAUCAGAACAGUUGCUGGGCCACAAAGAAGGUCCACGGGAUUCAAUCACAUUAUUGGAUGCUAAAGAAUUGCUGAAAUACUUCACCUCAGAUGGAUUCCCAGUGGGAGAUCUUCAACCUUUACAGAUUCAAAAGGGAGAAAAGAGUUUUGUUUUGACACCAGAACUUAGUCCUCGGAAACUUCAGGUCUUACCUUUUGAAAAAGCCUCAGUAUGUCAUUAUCAUGGAAUUGAAUAUUGUUUAGAUGACCGAAAAUCUUUAGAAAGAGAUGGGGGAUUUUCUGAACUUCAGUCUCGUCUUAUUCGUUAUGAAACUCAAACUACCUGCACCAGAGAAAGCUUUCCAGUCCCUACAGUGUUGAGCCCUCUUCCAUCUCCUGCAGUUCUGUCAGAGCCUGGGAGUGUUCCUGAUGGAGAAGCUUUGCAAAGUGAACUACGAACUGAGAUACCUCRGGUGAAACGGAGAUCUCAAGAUCUGAAUUGCCUUCAUCCCCCCAAAAGACUUGUGAAGUCUGUAAGUUCAGAUUCUCUUUCUCAAAUGAGUGGCAGUAGUAACCAUCACCAUCAUGUGGUGACAUCCAGAAAGCCACAGGCAGAGCGGUCAUCAUCAAUGACUGGUCCAUUGGUUCCAGUCCCUGCCUGUGAAACUCCAAAAGUCACUACAAAGGCCAGUUCUGUUCCAAAAAACGUGCAUGCGUCGAAGACAUCAAAGCAUACUAAGGAAUCAAGAUCACAGAAACAUACACGGAUACUGAAAGAAGUAGUAACUGAAACCCUGAAGAAACACCGGAUCACAGAGGCUCAUGAGUGCUUCACUGCAUGCAGCCAGCGCCUCUUUGAAAUCUCCAAGGUCUAUCUAAAGGAUCUGAAAACUUCAAGGGGUCUAUUUCAAGAAAUGAAGAAGACAGCAAGCAACAAUGCUGUACAGGUGAUUGAAUGGGUAUUAGAAAAGACAAGCAAGAAAUGA
This is a messenger RNA of Urocitellus parryii (Arctic ground squirrel), 1547 nucleotides long. The record is from RefSeq and is a predicted model, not a curated record. NCBI's taxonomy places the organism in Eukaryota, Metazoa, Chordata, Mammalia, Rodentia, Sciuridae.